Molecule: messenger RNA, 1206 nt
Organism: Caenorhabditis remanei
Lineage: Eukaryota; Metazoa; Nematoda; Chromadorea; Rhabditida; Rhabditidae
Exons: 9
Coding region: 1-1206 (401 amino acids)
Source: RefSeq, a predicted model, not a curated record
AUGUUUGCUAUUAGUUCAUCAACUUGUUUUGUUGAUGAAUGGAAUAACAUCAGAACUGACUCAAUACCCAAUCAACAGAGACACAGAGAAUGGAUUGAAAUGGGUAUUGGGAAGAGAAACUACUUGUUUCAUGAAUCAUUCGCAUUAUUGGGUGCUUUUGUAUACAUAGAUCAGAUUAUUGUCACCUUAACCGCAGAAAAUCAAUUCAACAAGACAGUAUACUGUCGAUAUUAUGACUGUCGUCGAAAAGAGAUUCCUGAUCAAUUCGAGUCGGUUGUCUACCCGGAAUCAACUGUAUUCUGUGCUCGUCGUCCAGGGGCGAAGUAUAUUUCUAUAUCUGAAACGUUGGAAGAAAUUCCAGAAUACUCAGUUCCGAUUGUUCCAAGAGUAGAAAAACCUCCUCACUACUUCACAGUUUGUAUGGCAACUUUGUAUGGAGAUGAACCGAAAUUUCUUCAAAUCGUAGAUUUCAUCGAGUAUUAUAAACUACAAGGAGCCACUUUCUUCCAUAUUUAUUUGAGAAAUGUGACAGAUUACGAUCGAGUUUUGCUGGACGAUUAUGAUUGUCAUCAUCGAAACAAAUACUUUUCUAAAUGGACGGCAGUUAUUGAUAUUGAUGAACGAAUUGAAAUGAGGAGUGACUCUUACAGAACAAUUACUAAAUUUUUGGAUUCGAUCCAUGACCCCAACAUUGUCAAUCUCCAUUUCAAAGUGCAAUGGGUCAUCAAAGAUUCUAAUAGUCCCGCCAAAUACGAAAACGAUCAACAAUUAUUAAAAGAAAUGAUAUUCCAUAAAUAUCAAAACCUGUCCCAAAUAGGAAGUUUUUGGAAUCAACCGAAAUGUAUCAUUCGUCCAGAAAAGAUUGGAGCAAUGUCCAUUCAUGCUCCAUUGGUUACUUAUUCUGGAAUCAGAAGAUCUCUCGUAAAUGAGUCAAUUGGAGUUGUGAGACACUAUCGAAAUGUCGAGCAGCGAGUAUUUGCUGGUGCACUUAAUAGAAUGAUGAUACAUGCUCCAUUCAAUAUUUCCCCAGUUGCUAAAUGGAUGGAUGAGCUGUUAACCAAUGCGAUUCUGAAUCGAGUGAAAUGGAUAUAUGACAUUGUCAAUGUAUCUUGUGAUCAGAAGCAGGAGACUUAUCAGAAACAUGGAGGAAUAAACGCGUCGUGUUGGGUUCAGCAACAGAAUAAUAACAGUAUUUUGAAAGUUUAG